CGCGGAAGGUCGGAGCCUUCUAGUUGGAGGAAGAAGUUGGCGUAGGCGUUGUUCUCCAUCGGAUCUGCUCCUGCUUUCCCUCACGGCCACGGCGGCUGAAGCAGAGGACCAGGCUGCGGCGAUGAGAGGUCAGGGACGGAGUCUGAAGGGGAGCUGCCCCUGAGGUCCAGACUUGAGCACGGGCGCGCAUUUGAGGCCGGAGGCGCCUCCCAGGGUCGCCUAGGAGCGCAGCUAUUGUUGAGUCCGUAACUUUCUCAGCGCUCCAGCCACCGCCGUAUGGCCUCCAUAGCCGGCACCGCUGGGGACCUACCAGAGCUUGUUGCUGCUCCAUGAGCCCGCCGAGAAGUAGGGCCUCGAGAAGAGUGCGGGCUUUAUCGCUACACAUCUGAGAUUCAAGAGUCUUAGGUCAUCAGGGACUGAACCUUCAUGCUGAUAUACAGGCCUUAAAAUUUCAUCUCGGAGUGAUCUUUUUCUUCAACCGGCCUAUGCGACACAGAACACCCGACAGGGAGGAUCCUGAAGAAGAAUGGCCAGCUCUGGUUCUCAAGACGUGGUCUGUGGGUCAGUGACGUUUAGGGAUGUGGCUGUUGUCUUCUCUCAGGAGGAGUGGGCCUGCCUGGAUGCUGCGGAGAGGGUCUUAUACAGAGACAUGAUGUUGGAGACCUACAGAAACCUCCUCACAGUGGUGGGAAGUUCCAUUUCCAAACCCGAUCUGAUCACCUUAUUGGAGCAGGAGAGAGAGCCCUGGAUGGCUGUGACGGAAGAAGCAGACAGGCCCAGCCCAGAUUUGGAGUCAUGUAAUGAAGCUGAAAAUACAUCUCCAGAAAAUCAUAUUUAUAAUAGAAAUUUACUCAAACAGAGUAUACAACAAUUAAGUAAAGCUUUUGCCCUCAAGGCCUCCAGUUUCAGUAAUGGCCCCAAUUAUAGUACAUUCAAGGAACUACAGAGUUAUCAAGGACAUGUUGAUCAAAAGAUUAGUAACAAAGAAAAUCUGUCUACUUACACCUGUCAGACUCUUGUUCACAAUAUAAAAAAAGCGUAUGAAUGUAAAGAGUGUGGAGAAUACUUUGGUUGUAGUUCAACUUUUAUUCAGCAUCAGAGUAUGCACACUGGAGAGAAACCCUGUGGAUGUAAGGAGUGUGGGAAAACCUUCAGAUUCCACCAACAACUUAGAAGGCCUCAGAAGUCUCACAGUGGUGAGAAACCUUUUGAAUGUAAAGAAUGUGGAAAGGAUUUUCAGCUUCUCAACCUGCUUAAGUACCAUAAAACCAUUCAUACAGGUACAAAACCAUUUGAAUGUGAGGAAUGUGGGAAGUCUUUCAAGCGUGUCUCCAGCCUUGUUGAACAUAGGUUUAUUCAUGCUGGUGUGAAGCCAUAUGAAUGUAAAGAGUGUGGGAAAACCUUUAAUCGUCGCUCAAACCUCAUGCAACAUCUGAAAAUUCACUCUGGUGAGAGACCCUUUCAGUGUAAGGAGUGUGGAAAAGCCUUCACUGUUCUGGCACAGCUCACUCGGCACCAGAACAUUCAUACUGGAGAGAAAUCAUUUGAAUGUCAGCAGUGUGGGAAGAUAUUCAUAACUCGUUCAUGCCUUGUGCAACACCAGAGUAUUCAUACUGGUGAGAAACCCUUUGAGUGUAAUGUCUGUGGGAAGGCUUUUAGGCUUCAGGUAUACCUUUCUGAACAUCAGAAAACUCACACUGAUGAGAAACCUUUCAAUUGCAAGCUGUGUGGGUCAGCCUUCAGACGUAAGAACCAACUUAGUGAGCAUCAUAGAAUCCAUACUGAUGAGAGACCCUAUCAGUGCAAGGAAUGUGGGAAACACUUCCGUCGACGUUCUAAUUUUACUGAACAUCAGAGUAUUCACACUGGAAAGAAACCAUUUCAGUGUAAGGAAUGUGGGAAAGUCUUUAGACUUAAUAUACAUCUCAUUCGACAUCAAAGAUUUCAUAGUGGUGAGAGACCUUUUGAAUGUAUGGAAUGUGGAAAGACUUUUCAUCUUCCCAGUCAGCUUAAUAACCAUAAAACUGUUCAUACAAGCAAAAAACCCUUUGAAUGCGAUGCAUGUGGGAAGUCCUUCAAACGUGUUUCCUCCCUUGUUCAACAUAGAAUUAUUCAUGCCGAUGUGAAACCAUAUGAAUGUAAUGAAUGCGGGAAAGCCUUUACUCGUAGCUCAAACCUCACACAACAUCAGAAAAUUCACACUGGUGAGAGACCCUUUGAGUGUAAUGUUUGUGGGAAGGCUUUUAGGCUUCAGGUAUACCUUUCUGAGCACCAGAAAACUCACACUGAUGAAAAGCCUUUCAAGUGCAAGCUGUGUGGGUCAGCCUUCAGACGUAAGAACCAACUUAGUGAACAUCAUAGCAUCCAUACUGAUGAGAGACCCUAUCAGUGCAAGGAAUGUGGGAAACACUUCCGUCGACGUUCACAUUUUACUAAACAUCAGAGUAUUCACACUGAAGAGAAACCAUUUGAGUGUUAGGAGUGUGGAGAGGCUUUUCAUCUUCCCAGCCAGCUUCAUUACCACAAAAACAUUCUUCAAAAAAUAUUUGAGUGUGAGAAAUGUGGAAAGUCUUUCAAGCGUGUCUCCAGCCUUGUUGAACAUAGGAUAAUUCAUGCUGGUGUGAAGCCUUAUGAAUAUAAAGAGUGUGGGAAAACUUUUAAUCGUCGCUCAAACCUCAUGCAACAUCAGAAAAUUCACUCUGGUGAGAGACCCUUUCAGUGUAAGGAGUGUGGAAAAGCCUUCACUGUUCUGGCACAGCUCACUCGGCACCAGAACAUUCAUACUGGAGAGAAAUCAUUUGAAUGUCAGCAGUGUGGGUCAGCCUUCAGACUUCAGUCCCAACUUCGUCAACAUCAGAGAAUUCAUACCAACAUGAAACUCUUUCAGUGCAAGGAGUGUGGGAAGGACUUUUUUCGUAGUACAGGCCUUAGAAUUCACCAGAGAAUCCACACUGGUGAGAAGCCCUUUCAGUGUAAGGAAUGUGGGGAAGCCUUUCAAUAUCGGUACCAAUUUCUUAGACAUUUUAGAAUUCAUACUGAUAAGAAUCCUUAUGAAUGUAAAGAAUGUGAGAAGUACUUUACUUGUGGUAGAGACCUUGAAGUACAUCAAAGAAGUCAUACUAGUGAGAAAUUUUACCAAUGUUAGGAAUGUGGGAAGGCCUUUAGUUGAAAAUCAAGCUUGGUUUGGCAUGCUAAAAUUCAUAUUGGUAAGAAACCUUAUGGAUGUAAGGAAUGUGGAAAAGCCUUUAGUGAUAAUUCUAAUCUAGAAGUAUAUCAGAGAAUUCACACUGGUGAGAAACCAUGUGAAUCUAAGAAAGGUUGGGAAAUGUUUAGAUUUAGUUCAGCCUUCACUGCACAGUGGAGCAGUCAUACAGGCAUGAACACUGUCUCUGUAAAGAAUGCAGAGACUUUCAAUUCGAGCUGAGGCCUUGUUUUAACAUAAGGGAAUCUAUGCUGGAGUGAAACCCUGUGAAUACAAGGAAUGUGGGAACAUUUAUAGAAUUAGCUCAGCUCUUUUUUUUUAAAAAAAAAAAUAUUUAUUAUGUAUACAGCAUUCCUUCCAUGUGUGCCCACAAGCCAGAAGGGGGCGCCAGGUCUCAUUAUAGAUGGCCGUAAGCCACCAUGUGGUUGCUGGGAAUUGAACUCAGGACCUCUGGAAGAGCAGUCAGUGCUCUUAACCACUGAGCCAUCUCUCCAGCCCCUUAGCUCAGCUCUUAAACGUCAUCAGAGCCCUUCUAGUUCUGCAACCCUAUAAAUGUAAAGAAUGUGGGAAAGCCUUUAUUGUAAAUCAUGAACUUAAACAUCAGAAAAUCCAUCAUUGUUAGGAGUCCUAUGUAUGUAAGGAGGAUGGACAAGACUUUGUAUGGAAAUUUUACUGAACGUCAGAGAAUUCAUUGGCAAGACUGUGGCUGAAAGAAUGUGGGAAGAACUUUAAUCUGACCUAGGAUUUGGUCAACAUCAGAGUAUUCCAGGAAACCCUUAGUGAAUCAGAAUGUGGGAAGUCUGUUGUUUAGAGAUGAAACUCUAUUGAGAAUAUCUUUGAAUGUCAGAAAUAAAGGAUAACCAUCAUGUUCUUGAGUUACUCAUCUCAUUCUAUAAACUUAAUUUCUCAAACACUAUUCACCCAGGACAGUCAGCUUAGGGAGAGCAGUUAUUCAAACUUGGUGUAUCUGAGGCACCUUCCUUGUCACGAUUAAUGCUGUAUGUCUCCUGUCAUAUUAACAUAAACAUACUGAAUGUUUGCUUUCUUAUUGCAGAAUUUGUGAAUGGCCAGCCCAGUACCAGUCAAAGUAGUGGGAACAGAGUUAUAAUAAGCAAUAUGAUUUUUCAGAGGAUUUGGUCAAUGCCUCUUUCUGUAAAAUAGGUUUUACAUUUUUCUCCCCUGACAUUACUGUAACUGAUAUGACAGACCAUUUGUACUUUAAAUAGUUUAGAAAACCUCAUGCAUUCAUUUUCUAUUAGAUUUUAAACAACUUCAUUCUGUAUACAUGUAAUGCAUAAAAAGGAAUAUGAAAGGAUUUGAGUCGAAAAUCCAUUCCUUAAGUAUUUGUGUGGAGAUAUUAAAAGCAGCUAUUGAUGAAUAAGUACUUUCUAAAGAACUUAUACCCUUAAGAAUUUCAAAAGAUAAAAGCACUAUGAUUUAUGUCCUCCUCCCACACAGUAAGAUAAACUGUACAUUUGUGACAGGGCAAAAAAUUCCACAGGAUCGUCCAUCUCUUAGUCUUGCUGAGGCUUGUCAUGUUUGGGUAGAAUUUGAUUGUCUUGAUGGAGAAUCUCAUGAAAAAUUACAUAACUCUAUUCAGAGAAUCUGAGGUCAAAUUACCCCUGAUAGUUUGCCUGGCUUCACUUAAAGGGCCCGUAUGUUGAAAACUUCCCCUCCAGCUACUGCUUAUCUUGGCCACUGUUAAACUGCCUGCUUGGGCAAAAUCUCCCUCUGCACUGUUGAGCAAGAUUACAGAAUGUGGGAUUUAGUCUAAAUGCUUAGAGCUACACUUAGGUCCUGAAUACCUGAAUGUAAUCUCAGCUGGUUAUAAUAAAUCCUUUUAGUUAAUAUAAACUGUCGGAGUGAUCUUCUCUGGUGGGCUCCCUCUAACACAUUAACAAAAAUAGCUAAAUAAAAACCAUUUCUAGGCCGGGCGGUGGUGGCGCAUGCCUUUAAUCCCAGCACUCGGGAGGCAGAGGCAGGCGGAUCGCUGUGAGUUCGAGACCAGCCUGGUCUACAAGAGUUAGUUCCAGGACAGGCUCCAAAACUACAGAGAAACCCUGUCUCGAAAAACCAAAAAAAACAAACAAACAAAAAAAAAAACAUUUCUAAAAAUACAGGUGUGAGCCAGGCAGUGAUAGUGCACAUCUUUAAUCCCAGCACUUGGCAGGUAGAAGCAGGUGGACCUCAAUGAGGCCAGCGUUGUCUACAGAAUGAGUUCCAGGAUGGCCAGGGCUACGCAGAGGGACCCUAUCUCAAUUUCCCCCCAAAAAAUAUAUGAAUAUUUUCAUACUUAUGGAAAAGUUGGAAUAGUCAACACCAUUCUGUAUCAUCAUCUAGAUUUAAAAUUGUUAUCAAUUUCUUAUGUUGAUGCUAUAUAAGUUUAUAAAUAUAUAAAUUUUUAUAAAUAUGUAAAUUUAUAAAUAUGUGAAUUUCUUAUGUUGAUGCUAUAUCAAUUUCUUAUGUUGGUCCUAUAUAAAUAUGUAUAUAUAUAUUUUCCAUAUAUAUAUAUAAACAUAUAAUGGUAUACCCCAAAUACAUACAUAUAUAUCAUAAUUAUUCUUAAGGAAAUGAUCCAGAAUUUUAUGAUGUUCACGAUGGGAGCCGAGAAUGCAGGCCAUUUCCCACAUUUGUCUGAUGGUUGGAGUAGCUGUGAGACUAACUGGUGCAUCUGGUACCUUCCGACACAAGAGAUGGUUGCAUAGCACCUUUGAUAGUAAAGAAAACCCGAUGUCAUCCUGAAUGUAGUUUGGAUAUACCAAUGUCGUUCUGCUCCUUCUCUUGUAAUUAUGAGGUCACCUGGAGAAGAAGUGUUUCAGCCUACAUGACAAAAUGGAUAUAAGCAAGACGUGACAUAAGUCUCCCAGCAAAACAGAAUGCAAAUGAAGCUUUUGUUACC
Messenger RNA from Chionomys nivalis (European snow vole), 6101 nucleotides. Its product is annotated as zinc finger protein 60-like. Gene Ontology annotation, molecular function: RNA polymerase II cis-regulatory region sequence-specific DNA binding; DNA-binding transcription factor activity, RNA polymerase II-specific. Lineage: Eukaryota; Metazoa; Chordata; Mammalia; Rodentia; Cricetidae. The record is from RefSeq and is a predicted model, not a curated record. The transcript has 8 exons. Gene Ontology annotation, biological process: regulation of transcription by RNA polymerase II.